Messenger RNA from Knipowitschia caucasica, 777 nucleotides. Lineage: Eukaryota; Metazoa; Chordata; Actinopteri; Gobiiformes; Gobiidae. The record is from the annotation of a GenBank genome assembly.
AUGGGCUACAGACGAAGGCUCGUGUGGGCGCUGCUCCUGUGUACGUGUCUGGUCCAUGAGCUGCUCGGAGCGGUCUCUGUGGGGGACACUGUGACCCUCUUCUGUAACUACACCCGCGGCGACCCCCCCCUGCCCCCCUCCCCCACCAUCAUCUGGAAAAGCCCCUCAGGAGAAACUCUGUCCAACUCCAAAGACUUCAACCUCACACUGAAGAACGUGAGCAGGAGCCAGAGCGGCACCUACACCUGCCACAUCCCGGACGUGAGGUUUCAGAGGACCGUGAAGCUGAGCGUGACCGAUAAAGUGAUAGUUCCAGACGUAGAGGACCGGAGUGUUCCUACAGGGGGCGCUGUGGGUCUCAUUGGGUCCUUUCUUCACUCGCUCUUUAAAGAGACCCUCGGGUUGGACAACGAGCCCCGUCUGGACCGGUCUCAUCGAACCGCGCCUCGUCAAUCAGCACCAGGAGAGCGCACGCAUCCCAGAGCUAUCGUCUGUCGGCUUCACUACUACAGCGACUGUGUGGACAUUUUACGUCGUGCGAGAGAGCGGGGACAGAUAAAGGUGCGUGAUAUGACAAUCUCUGUUUUCCCUGACUACACUGACGGCGUGGCUCGGGCUGCAUUCAAUGAUGUGAGGCGACAACUCCGAAACAUCGAGGGCGCCCGGUAUGGUCUGUUCUACCCAGCGCGGCUCCGGAUUACCUACGGGGGAGCAGAGAAGGAAUUCACCUCCGCUGAUGACGCUGGACAAUACGUGAAGACCAUGACAACAGGGUAA